AUGCUGCCCUGUGUGCUGCCCUGUGUGCUGCCCUGUGUGCUGCCCUGUGUGCUGCCCUGUGUGCUGCCCUGUGUGCUGCCCUCCCAUGCUGCCCUGUGUGCUGCCCUGUGUGCUGCCCUGUGUGCUGCCCUGUGUGCUGCCCUGUGUGCUGCCCUGUGUGGUGCCCGCUGUGCUGGUUCUGCUGUGAUGCAGGUGCAGGCGGUGCUGCUGCUGCUGGGAGGCAGGGAGGUGCCGCCAUCCAUGGCGGGCAGUGUUCCCCAGCACCACUUCAAGCAUGUGGGGGGGGGAGUGGGGGGCGACCUGCCGGUGCGGCUGAACCAGCCGCAGCGCCUGGCGUCGCUGAACCGCUUCCGGGAGAAGCGCAAGGAGCGCAACUUCGACAAGAAGAUCCGCUACAGCGUGCGCAAGGAGGUGGCUCAGAGGAUGUGUCGCAAGAAGGGCCAGUUCGCGUCGAACCGAGGGGGCGGUGCCUUCUUUGAGGAUGCGCCGCCCGACAUGGGGGAGAGCGCCGCCCACGACUGCCCCGAUGCCGCCCCUGAAGCCAUCUGCCAGCACUGUGGCACGGGGGAGAAGGCCACUCCCAUGAUGCGCCGCGGGCCGCAGGGGCCACGCACCCUCUGCAACGCAUGCGGGCUCAUGUGGGCCAACAAGGGUGUGCUACGGGAUCUAAGCAAGGGCCCGCCUGCCAUCCCCGUGCUCUCACAAAUGCCAUCCGGGCCAGCCGGGGUGCAGCCUGGAGCAGCAGGGGCGGCAGGGGGCGCAGCAGGCGCUGCAAUGGCCGCGAUGCAUGGCAUGGCAGCGGGCAUGGGGGCUGGAGUGGGGGCUGGUGCAGAGGCGGAGGCAGAGGCAGUGAAUGCUCUGCUCCGCUGCGAGCAUAAGGUGAAAACUGUGCCGGCACGUAGACCAUCCGCUUCUCCAACUUCACCCGUCACUGCCGCCCCUCACUGCCGCCCCUCACUGCCGCCCCUCACUGCCGCCCCUCACUGCCGCCCCUCACUGCCGCCCCUCACUGCCGCCCCUCACUGCCGCCCCUCACUGCCGCCCCUCACUGCCGCCCCUCACUGCCACCCCUCUCGCGUUGUCACUGCCCCUCCGCCCGCGCAGGGCCCUGCGAGUGCCGCUGCAGUGGCAGCAGAUGCCACGGAAGUGGGGUUCCCCGCCCAGCCCGCCUGCCCGCCCCCUCACCGUCGCCCUCUCGUGUGUGCCUCUGCCCCUCCUCUCCCCGCGCAGGGCCCUGCAAGCACGGCUGCUGUGGCAGCACACGCCACGGAAGUGGGGUUCCCCGCCCAGCCCGCCUGCCCGCCCCCUCACCGUCGCCCUCUCGUGUGUGCCUCUGCCCCUCCUCUCCCCGCGCAGGGCCCUGCAAGCACGGCUGCUGUGGCAGCACACGCCACGGAAGUGGGGUUCCCCGCCCAGCCCGCCUGCCCGCCCCCUCACCGUCGCCCUCUCGUGUGUGCCUCUGCCCCUCCUCUCCCCGCGCAGGGCCCUGCAAGCACGGCUGCUGUGGCAGCACACGCCACGGAAGUGGGGUUCCCCGCCCAGCCCGCCUGCCCGCCCCCUCACCGUCGCCCUCUCGUGUGUGCCUCUGCCCCUCCUCUCCCCGCGCAGGGCCCUGCAAGCACGGCUGCUGUGGCAGCACACGCCACGGAAGUGGGGUUCCCCGCCCAGCCCGCCUGCCCGCCCCCUCACCGUCGCCCUCUCGUGUGUGCCUCUGCCCCUCCUCUCCCCGCGCAGGGCCCUGCAAGCACGGCUGCUGUGGCAGCACACGCCACGGAAGUGGGGUUCCCCGCCCAGCCCGCCCGCCUGCCCCCGCACCACCUGCAGCACCUGCACCACCUGGGCUUGGGCGCUCAGCACGCGGGGGAGGAGAUGGCGCAGCAGCAGCAGCAGGAGGAGCAGGAGGAGCAGGAUGGCAAGGGCCAGGAGCAGGAGCAGGCGACACAUGAGCAGCAGUUGUCUGAACGGGAGCAGCAAGAUGGGGAUGAGGAGGGCGAGCAGGGAGGGGAGGGGCGGAUUGGGCAGGGAGGAGAGGAGAGGAGAGCGCUCACGUGCAAGGGGUUGUGA
Closterium sp. Naga37s-1 is the source of this 2064-nucleotide messenger RNA. The record is from the annotation of a GenBank genome assembly. NCBI's taxonomy places the organism in Eukaryota, Viridiplantae, Streptophyta, Zygnematophyceae, Desmidiales, Closteriaceae.